Molecule: messenger RNA, 1592 nt
Organism: Harpegnathos saltator (Jerdon's jumping ant)
Lineage: Eukaryota; Metazoa; Arthropoda; Insecta; Hymenoptera; Formicidae
Product: THUMP domain-containing protein 1 homolog
Exons: 5
Coding region: 526-1413 (295 amino acids)
Biological process (GO): tRNA modification
Molecular function (GO): RNA binding
Source: RefSeq, a predicted model, not a curated record
GUAUCUCUCCUGAAGAAAUGAAUUGAAAUACUCACAAAACAUGGGAAACGAACCCACGAAGGACGCGACACCAAUUUGGAAUCUGAGUCGAACAUUCUAUUAUCCUUUAUCUGUAUCUUAAACUAUACAAAUUGAAAAUUUCCGCCUUUCUAUAUGUGAUUCAAGCAUGAUAUAGGGUGCGGUCCAUCAAUCGCUACAAAUGCUUCGAAGCGUUUUUACUUCUUUCUCUUUCUUCGUUUGCAUCCGAGAAAUUAACGAGAAAGAGAAACGUUUCAAAGCAUUUGUAGCGGUUGCUGGACCGCAUUCAAAAAUGAUUAGUAGUUGGAUAAACUUUUCAUAGCAAAGGAGGCGGAACAACGGAUCUGAUUGGUUACGCCAUAUUGUUAGCGCCAUUUUGACAAUCGAAUAAAUAUGUGCAAGUAUAUCAACUACAUGCUGUACAUUUAAUGCUUCUCUCUUGUAUUUGCUGGCUUUACCCGGCACAAAAUAAGAGUAAUAAUAAAGAAAUAAAUAAGAUAAACCAAGAUGCAGACUGACGUUACGACAAAUGCACGUAAAAGAAAUAAACACUUCGCGAAUCAUUACAAGAAUCAUAAGAAACGUAAGUUAUUUACGAUAGAACCAGGUAUGACAGGAUUUUUAUGCACGUGCAAUUUUAACGAGAAAGGCUGUAUAACUGAUGCCUACAAAUUGCUUAAUCAGUUUGCAGAUGAGAAUACCACGUCAGAGAUGAUAAAGGAAUCUGAAAUAUCAGAUACAUCAAGUACAUUCAAUAAAAAAGAAGCUGAUAAAUCUUCCUCAGAUCUUGACGAAGAAGAAGAUAUAUCAACAGCUCUUGAAAAAGAAAUUGAUGAACUUAAAACAAAAUAUGACAUGCCACUGUCUUCUCGAAGAUUUCAGGUAGUAGAUACAGGUGUUAAAAACAUGAUUUUUGUAAGAAGUACUUUAUCAAAACCAUUAGAACUAGUAACCAAUAUUGUCACAGAAUUGGACACAAGUAAGAAACAAUGCACAAGAUAUUUAUUGAGAUUACUCCCAAUUGAAGUAGUAUGCAAAGCAUAUAUGGAUGAUAUAAGGACAAAAGCUAGUAUAUUAUUUGAAAAGUACUUUUCUCAGGAGCCUAAGACAUUUAGCAUUGUGUUUAACCGUCAUAGUAAUAAUAGCAUUAAAAGAAAUGAAAUUAUUGAAGACUUAGCAGAAAUAAUUUCAAAGAAAAAUCCAGGAAAUAAAGCUGACUUGAAGAAUCCAGAGAUAGCUGUGGUUGUUGAAGUGAUACGAGGACUUUGUUUACUAUCUAUUGCUCCUAAUUAUUAUAAAUUUAAAAAAUAUAAUCUGAUUGAAAUAUGCAGCAGUACAAAAAAUAAGGAAAUGAAAAGUGAUGAAACAAAGGAAGAUAAAAUUAAAGAUCCUUAGAAUACCUUGAAAUAUUCAAGAGAAGAAGGUAAUAAACUAACAAAUACAAAAAUUUUCAAAGAGAUCAAGUACAAUUACAUUAAGUAUGCGAGAAAUAAAAAAAAGUUUAUUAAUUAAAAUAAAAACUUCCAUAUACAAAUGGAAGAAAUGGAUUUAGUUUAAUGCUUAAAUCUACUUAU